AUGCAGUUUACCCAUUUCCUAUUUACCCUGGCAUGUCUUCAGGUUGCAUGGGCUAUCCCUGCCCCGGAUAACAACCUACGGGGGCUAUUCCAAAUACCGGCCAGCCGUCCCGUAGAAUUGUUCGGCCAACAACCUAUUUCUGGACACCCACCUUUUUCUCCCGGGCAUCGCGACCCGUAUGAUCACAAGGUCGACACUAUUGGCAAUGACCAGCAGCCACUGCCGAUCCGCAAUGGAGAUGGAACAACAGUGAUGGGACCGCGCAAUCGAGAUCGCGAGCGCCAGAACCCUGAUCUUGUUCGUCCGCCGAGUACCGACCAUGGGAGUAUGCGGAAUAUGCGAUGGAGUUUUGCAGAUUCACAUAUUCGGAUUGAGGAAGGCGGAUGGACGCGACAAACGACUAUCCGUGAGCUACCCACUAGCCGUGAACUCGCGGGUGUGAACAUGCGUCUAGACCAAGGGGUAAUCCGCGAACUUCAUUGGCACACGGAAGCCGAAUGGGCGUUUGUGCUUGCUGGAAAAGUACGAGUCACUGCGCUGGACUUGGAAGGUGGCACAUUCAUGGAUGACUUGGAAGCAGGAGAUCUGUGGUAUUUCCCCGCGGGACAUCCACAUUCGCUCCAGGGUCUGGGGGAAAAUGGCACAGAGUUCCUUCUAAUCUUUGACGAUGGCAACUUUUCGGAAGAGUCCACCUUCUUGUUGAGUGAUUGGUUGGCUCACACCCCCAAAGCUGUUCUAGCAGAGAACUUCCGGGUGUCCCCAGAAAAAUUCAACAACAUCCCAACCUCCGAGAAGUACAUAUUCCAAGGCUCAAACCCGGGAACCAUUGACCAGGAAAAACCACGAACCUUUAAGAAGUCCAAGACACAAUUUACACAUCACUUGCUCGCCCAAGAACCACUCGAAACCAGCGGCGGUCGUGUCCGCAUUGCCGAUUCCUCCAACUUCCCAGUUUCCAAAACAGUAGCAGCCGCCCAUCUAGAGAUCGCACCCGGCGCGCUACGCGAGAUGCACUGGCACCCUAACGCCGAUGAAUGGACAUAUUUUAAGAAAGGUCGCGCUCGAGUAACGAUCUUUGCCGCGGAAGGAAAUGCCAGAACGUUCAACUAUAUGGCCGGUGAUGUAGGUAUUGUGCCUCGGAAUAUGGGGCACUUCAUUGAGAACCUUAGUGACGAUGAGCCGCUGGAGGUUCUGGAAAUCUUCCGUGCGGAUCGAUUCCGGGAUUUCUCUCUGUUCCAAUGGCUCGGUAGCUCACCUCGCCGAAUGAUUGUUGAGAAUUUGUUCCCCGAUGACCCUAAGGCUGCGGCAGAAUUCUUGAAGAAGAUCGAAGAUGCUGAAAAGGAUCCUAUCAAAGAUACAAUCUAA
Molecule: messenger RNA, 1365 nt
Organism: Penicillium robsamsonii
Lineage: Eukaryota; Fungi; Ascomycota; Eurotiomycetes; Eurotiales; Aspergillaceae
Exons: 3
Coding region: 1-1365 (454 amino acids)
Biological process (GO): oxalate metabolic process
Source: RefSeq, a predicted model, not a curated record